ACGGCCUGUUGCGGUCUCGCCAGUGUCAUUCCUCACCAGAAUCAGGACGAUGCGCUGCCCACUGGCGCUGCUGCUGGCGCUGCUACUACCGCUGCUGCUUGCGCCGCCGGCCGCUGGCCGGGCGCGGCAGGGGCGGCUGCGUGCCCCAGCCGACUCCAGCAGCCAGCCCCUGAACAGGACGGACCGCGUGGUGGGAGGCUCGGACGUGGCCGCAGAUUCCGUGAAGUGGGUGGCCUCGCUGCAGUACCGCACGUCCAACAUGCAUUUCUGCGGCGCCACCGUGCUGAACGACUACUGGGUUCUGACUGCAGCCCACUGCAUGGUUGGCAAUGACAAGGACAAGUUCCAAGUGGUGACGGGCGGCACGGAUCUGGACGAUGCGGGUCUGCAGGUCCGCCUGCCAGCCAAGGUCGUCAUCGCCGACUACGACAGCACUGAGAAGUUCAACGACCUGGCACUGAUCAAGACAGUCGAGCCGCUACGGCCGUCAACUCGCUUGUCGGGCGAGUUCAUGCAGCUGGCGAAGGGGAGGCCGUCUGACGGCACCGCCUGCUUGGUGCUGGGCUGGGGUACCACUCGGUCGGGCGGCAGCACGGUGCGACGCCUGCAGAUGGCGCUGGUCACCACCCAGUCCCGGGACCGAUGUGCGGAGGCGUACAGAGCGCAGCACUACAACAUUUACGACACGAUGCUGUGCGCGGGCGGCGGCGCGCGGGACGCCUGCCAGGGCGACAGCGGCGGCCCGCUGCAUGGGCGGACGUCGGACGUCUGCUACACGACAGGCGCGCCGCGCUGA
Pollicipes pollicipes is the source of this 796-nucleotide messenger RNA. Its product is annotated as trypsin theta. NCBI's taxonomy places the organism in Eukaryota, Metazoa, Arthropoda, Thecostraca, Pollicipedomorpha, Pollicipedidae. Gene Ontology annotation, biological process: proteolysis. The record is from RefSeq and is a predicted model, not a curated record. Gene Ontology annotation, molecular function: serine-type endopeptidase activity. Bases 50 to 796 code for a protein of 248 amino acids. The transcript has 6 exons.